Molecule: messenger RNA, 1005 nt
Organism: Emys orbicularis (European pond turtle)
Lineage: Eukaryota; Metazoa; Chordata; Testudines; Emydidae
Gene: VWC2
Product: von Willebrand factor C domain containing 2
Exons: 3
Coding region: 1-1005 (334 amino acids)
Biological process (GO): negative regulation of BMP signaling pathway
Cellular component (GO): AMPA glutamate receptor complex
Molecular function (GO): protein binding
Source: RefSeq, a predicted model, not a curated record
AUGCCCAGCUCUACUGCAAUGGCAAUUGGCGCUCUCUCUAGUUCUCUUCUUGUAACCUGCUGUCUCAUGGUUGCUCUCUGUAGCUCCACCAUACCUGUGCAAAAACUGGCCAAGGCUCCAGACAAACAGGAGAUAAAAACAAGUCAGGAAAAGAGGGAUCAUACAUCAACCAGGCCGGACAGUCAGAGUCAGACAGGCCCAGGGAAAAUGAAUGAACUUGGAAGGAAUGGGCGGGAAGAGGGCACCAGAGAUUGGAAGAGCAAAGGAAACAGAAAUUAUUCAAACAAAGAAUCUUGGACUAGGCAAAAACAGGUUUGGAAUAGUCAAGGAACAAGCAGUAAAUCUGGGAACGUUCAAGCACAGGAGCAAAGGGAUGGUGUUCCAGAGGAACCUCAGGCGGCUGAAGAAUCAUCCCUCCCAGAAGUUGUUGCUAGUACUACUCCUGAGCCUCCGGAGGAGUAUGCCUAUCCAGAUUACCGUGGGAAAGGCUGUGUGGAUGAGAGUGGCUUCGUUUAUGCUAUUGGGGAGAAGUUUACUCCAGGUCCCUCUGCUUGCCCCUGUCUUUGCACUGAUGAGGGACCUCUGUGCAUUCAACCUGAGUGCCCAAGACUCCAUCCACGGUGUAUUCAUGUAGACACCAGUCAGUGCUGCCCACAGUGCAAAGAGAGGAAGAACUACUGUGAGUUCAGAGGAAAGACCUACCAGACACUAGAAGAAUUCAUGGUUUCCCCAUGUGAGAGAUGCCGUUGCGAAGCCAAUGGUGAAGUGCUGUGCACAGUGUCUGCUUGUCCUCAGACUGAAUGUGUGGAUCCAGUGUAUGAGCCAGAUCAAUGCUGCCCCAUCUGCAAAAAUGGCCCAAACUGCUUUGCAGAAACCACUGUCAUUCCAGCUGGCCGAGAGGUGAAGACUGAUGAAUGCACUAUAUGUCACUGUACUUACGAAGAAGGCACUUGGAGAAUUGAACGACAAGCUAUGUGCACUAGACACGAAUGCAAACAAAUCUAG